Molecule: messenger RNA, 876 nt
Organism: Cladocopium goreaui
Lineage: Eukaryota; Dinophyceae; Suessiales; Symbiodiniaceae
Source: the annotation of a GenBank genome assembly
AUGAGCAGCCUUAACUUCGAUUCUGAUGUUCCUCUUCACUAUGGAUCCUCAGAUGGCGAUGAGAGUUUUGGCGCUUCAGCCUCCGAAGAUGCAGCCGCCGACGGUGGCGCAACUUCUGCUCCAGCUGAACCAGCUGGCGAACCUGCAGCAAAUGGUCCUCAAGGUCUAGGCCUCGUGGUUCACGUGGCUCUGGUGCUUCAAGGGCCUCGAGACGAAGCCAGCCUCGUGGUGGACCGAAGUGGAGGUCGUAGGGCCUGGCACACCACUGUGGAUGAAGAGGUGACUGAGUAUGACCAGACCGAGACGUUUGAGUAUGAGGCCUGGGAAGCAGAUGCCAAAACUGUAGUUGAGCCCGAAGCUGAGUACGAUGAUGUCGUCUAUGAUGAGGAGGACGACAACUAUGAAACAACUGGACAAGAGCCAGCUGCCGAAGAAGGUGCUGAUGCUGGUGCCCAUGACACCACUGCCGACAGUUUGUCUGCAGUUGUGGAAGCCUUGACGGUGACCAGCAAGAGACUUGCCGAGCUGACUAAGUCACGUGGCUAUUACCAGGACAAAGGCAAGGGCAAGCCUGGUGGUGGCAAGCCUUCCAAAGGAAAGGGCAAGGGCAAGUCGAAAGACACCAAGGGCAAGAGCAAAGGCAAAGGAAAAGGAAAGCCAAGUCCUACACCCAGCAAGGGUAACUUGGCUCACCAGAAGAAGGCUCUAGACGAGUCUUUGUGCUUGGGCUGCCUAUCUCCUGGACAUUGGCUUCGAGAUUGUCCACAUGCCAACACCUACACAGCCCAGUUGACAUCGGCUGGCAGUGUGUUGGAUGCCGAAGGCAACAUUGUGGACCACUCAAGCUGGAUGGUCACCUGCACACCAUCCGUUUGA